AUGGCCACGACUCCGUUGCAAUCUUCCCCAAGAAGUAGUCUUAAAUCUUCAACCACCUCGCUGCAGUCAGUACGAACGCACUCUGACCGUAUGGGUCCCAACGAGCCAAAUCACAAAGCAACCAAAUCCUGGUCCAUAUGGGGAAAUAACGAUGAGGGAGAACAGGAACCAUCUGACAAAAAUAGUGCGAAUGAAGCCCGUAAGAAUGGUCAUCAAGAACCUGCUAAUUUUGUAAAUAGGGACAGUGGCAUGCUCGAUAACCAACAGGCAACGAUCCUGAAAGAAACCAGCAAAGUCGAAAAAGAUGAGACCAAUAAGAGCAGUGGCAAUCCAACAAAAGCAGAAGAUACCGCAAGAGCUCGAACAUGGCCAUUUUUCUGGGGCCGAAACAAAAAAGAUCCGGAGCCAGGGCAUAACGUUCCUACUGAUAUGAAUGAUAACAACUUAUCACGCCUAGCCAAUAGUUUGAAUCCAGCUCCUCUAACGAACACUUACAUCCCCUAUAAGCCGGAUGCUAUAUUAAUCAAGGAUAAAAAUAUCAAAAAUACCAAAACGUUAACUGACGACAUAGGAAAUCAGUUUCCUAACAUUGUCGUGCCAAGCUUUGAUAUUUUACCUAAACAAACUAUAUGGAACACUGUCACAUCGGCCAUUCUGAAGUGGAAGACUGAAUACUGGGAUAGCAGACCUCCAUCAAGGGUACGAAAAGAGGAAGAACGUGCACGACACCCACAGGAUACGUCAAAAGAGGAUACGAAUGCAGCAGCAAAUGAGGCAAUAAAUGAGGACUUCCUAGAGCAUAACAGAGAAACCUUGUAUAGAGUAGAUCCAUGGAAAAAAAUAAACCUUUUAUCGGAUUACCAAUCCAGACCUAUCAGAAUUCUCCUUGUUGGCGUUCAUGGGUUCUUCCCAACCAAAAUCAUAAGACCGUUCAUCGGUGAGCCGACAGGCACAUCCACCAAGUUCGUUACGGAAGCGGAGGAAAUAGUGAAAGAAUAUUUUGGCCAUUAUAAGGUACCCAUUGAAAUUAACAAGAUUGCUCUGGAAAGGGAAGGCGAGAUCUUUGAUAGAGUGGAUUUCUUCUAUAAGGUUAUGAAGCAUUGGAGCAAAGAAAUUAAUAACUCGGAUUUCAUUUAUUUUGUAAGUCAUUCUCAGGGCUGCCCAGUCACUAUCAUGCUUUUAGCGAAGCUGAUCAAAAAUGGCAUAAUCAAUCUCGAUAACUCGCAAUUUUUCAACGAUGAAAUUCAAUUUUGUUCGUCCAAAAAAAUCAUAUCGGUCUUGGCAAUGGCAGGUAUCAAUAAUGGUCCGUUUUACGGUGCCGAUCAAACCCUAUUUGUGCGUGCAUACCAGACGAUUGAAAAGGACUCCUUGCGAGAGUUAUUCGAGUUUCAAAAGUUCGACUCCAAACAGUCGCAAAGCCUCAUAGAGGGACUAAGAACAAUCAUAUCAAAUAACGUUAAAAUUACGUUUGUGGGGUCUAUCAAUGAUCAAUUGGUGCCUUUGUAUUCGUCCACAUGUCUUUUUGCCAAUCACCCCAACAUAUUUCGUGCAAUUUUUAUUGACAGAGGAUCACAAACGCCUGCAUUUAUCACCCGAAUAGUUAAGAUAGCUGGUUCCCUGUUGGACUUGGGUUACAAUGACCAUGGAAUCAUAAAAGAGAUAAGUGGAUCUUUGGCGGGCACUUUGACAGGAGGUGGCCACUCCACCAUCUAUAAUGAAAAACAAGUCUACCACUUGGGGAUCAAAUUUGCAUUGGAAACAACGGAUUUGUCAGAAAUUCAUCCCGUUGAAUAUUCACCGUACAAAUUGUCUGAGCUGGGAGCUAACCCUUAUCGUCUGCCGUGGUGUAUGAGAGGAUUAAUGUACGAAUCUAACAAGCACUUCAGUAAUGAAGAAAUCAAGAUGUUAUUUAAGGAGUUUGAAGAAUGGGAACCAGAAACCAAGCAACUCAAGGAUAUAAAGAAUAGGCUCAAUGGUUUAAAGUAUCGACUUUGA
Saccharomyces kudriavzevii IFO 1802 is the source of this 1995-nucleotide messenger RNA. RefSeq lists its product as uncharacterized. The coding region runs from base 1 to 1995 and encodes 664 amino acids. Lineage: Eukaryota; Fungi; Ascomycota; Saccharomycetes; Saccharomycetales; Saccharomycetaceae. The transcript has a single exon. The record is from RefSeq and is a predicted model, not a curated record.